Messenger RNA from Pseudogymnoascus verrucosus, 1141 nucleotides. RefSeq lists its product as uncharacterized. Bases 480 to 941 code for a protein of 153 amino acids. The transcript is spliced from 3 exons. NCBI's taxonomy places the organism in Eukaryota, Fungi, Ascomycota, Leotiomycetes, Thelebolales, Thelebolaceae. The record is from RefSeq and is a predicted model, not a curated record.
CGCCACUACUUGGGUUCUCAGCCCUCACAGCCCAAUGCCCGUGAUCAGAUGACGAGUCGCAUCUCUCCCCGCGAAUCCUACGCGGUAUAAGAUCUCCAUAGGGCUCGUAUUCAACGUCGUGACAACGAAUGUCUGAACGAACACGCCCGAACGGACGUUUUCCAAGAUUCUCUGGUAGGUCAACCAGCAUAGAGGAACGUGAUCGCCCAAGAACAGUGCUUUCCGAUUUGACAGUCAAAUACGGUGGCGCUGUUGGCAGGUUAUUCAUAGAGUCAAGCUCGUAUUUCAUACCGCCUUUCCAGUUCUGUGAUACCCGUGGUUGCCUUUUUCCCCAGAGGCUGAAUGCAGGGAGCUGUCAGCCUUUUACGAACUCUCAGCCCUUUCCGCGGCUAUAAAAUCAUGAUGUAUAUCCCUCGAUAUGACACCUUCAAGCUCAGCUUUGCUUUCCAUCGCUUUCACAUCUACCUAAAUAGUCAAACAUGAGAUUCACACUUCCAACUAUCGCCCUCAUCCUGAGCGGCACUGCCCUUGCUCUUCCUGCCGCGGAGCAGCUCGACAAGCGCGACACAGUUCAAACUGUGCACCUCACCUUCCAUGGCGGCCCGGCCUCUUAUGAGAUGGCCUUCCCUGCUGACGGGACCAUUCACCCGACCAAUCACGACUUCGCGGUCUCCAUCAUCGACGCACCAGACUACCUCGCCCUGAGUGACUGCACCUUCCACACUGCUGGCCAGCAGACCCUCGUUGGCGGCAUGAGCGCCACCGGUGUGCAGCAGGUUAUCAUUGGCCCGCCCCAACCUAUCACUGGCGUGAGCUGUUACGGAACUUGCGUCGGGACUUAUGGCAAGUGCUACGAUAGUAACAACCAGUUUAUUGGCCCCUGCUGCAAUGGGUACUGUGCUGCUACUCUUUGCAGGCCUUGGAUCAACCCCUCCGCCUAAAGUGGAAGCGUCGAAGUGGAAGCAUCGAGGAGGCGUUCUGGGGUCUGGGGUUAGGUUUGAUGUAGAUGUUUCCAUGUUGUGAAUCUUUUCAAGGUCCCGUAAGGGUUGAUCACCUUCCUUUCAGUCUAUUGCGGAGCAAAGUGAGUAGAGUAUGGUCUUUAUAUACAAUGGUAUCUUAUAAUCUAUUUACAUUAAUGACC